AUGGCGGCAACAAACAACAACGAAACUGAUCUAGGGUUUGAGAUCUCAUCUCUCGACUCUCACUCUCUCAGACUCUCACUCUCUCAGAGUCUCAGUUCUCUCAAGUCUCAUCUCCGAUUCUGUAAAUCUGCUUCUCAGAAUCUCAGCGUUGCAAUCUCUAAUCUCUUACUCUCUGUCUCAGAGAGUCUGAGUGGUGGAAGCCGUGGUGAACUGAUGGAAAGUGCCACUCAAAUGACUCAAUCUGGACUUCCACCCUCAACUAAGGAGGGGCUUGGAGGAGUAACCCAAGGCACUGAGACAAAUGCUCCUCAGCAGCCUGAGGUUAAUCCUGUUGUUCCUGCAAAAAAGAGGAAGAAUGUGGAGUCUAGAUCUAAAGUCUGGGAACAUUUUGAAAAGAUCUUUGAUUCUGAAAACAAAGUAAUAAAGCUGAAAUGUCUAUACUGUGCUAAAGUCUAUCAAUGUGAGAGUAAAAAGCAUGGCACUACCUCUUUAAGAAAUCAUAUGUUUGCCUGUCUAAAAAAUUCACAUUCUAAGGAGACUAGGCAGUCACUGCUUACUUUCACUGCUGUGACAACAUUUGAUACACAGGGGGGUUCUGAAGGGGUUGUUGGGGAGUUAGGGACUUGGGUUUUCAAUCAGGAAGCCAUUAGGAGGGCAUUAUGUGAGAUGAUAAUUAUUAAUGAUGAGCUUCCAUUUAGGUUUGUGGAGGGGCAAGGGUUUAAAAGGUUUAUUUUGGUUGCUUGCCCUAGAUUUUGUAUACUUUCUAGGUGGACAAUUUCAAGGGACAUUUACCAAAUUUACCUUGAUGAGAGAUUAAACCUUAAGAAACUGUUUAAGCUUAACACUCAAAGGGUUAGUUUGACUACAGAUACCUGGACCUUUGUGCAGAGGAUCAAUUAUAUGUGCAUUACAGCCCAUUUCAUUGAUGAUCAGUGGAAGCUGAAUAAGAAAAUCAUAUCCUUUGUCCCUAUUUCUUCUCACAAGGAUGAGCAUAUAGCUAAGGCAUUAGACAGUUGUUUGAUUGACUGGGGGAUUAGGGAUGUUUUUUCUGUCACUGUAGAUAAUGCUUCUUCCAAUGAUACUGCUAUGGAUAGUUCUGUUAAGAAGGUGAGGGAUUCUGUUAGAUGGAUGAGGAACUCACCUGCAAGACUCAAAAAAUUCAGAGAUCUUGCAGAACUACUUGGGGUGGAAGCUAAAAGUUUUUUACAACUAGAUGUUCUAACAAGAUGGAAUAACACCUACAUGAUGCUUAGCACUGCCAUACAAUACAAGGUUGUGUUUGAUGCAUAUUCAUUGAAUGAGCCCUCAUUUGCUGCUGAUCUGGGGUUUUAUGAGAUAACAAUUAGAAUCUAUGGUUCUCUAUAUGUCACCUCUAACAGUUUCUUCAGUGAGAUAUCUGAUUUGAGUUGCAUGUUGAGUAGCAUGAUUGUUGCUGGUAGUGCUACAGAGUUUGAGGAACUGUAUGGUAAAGAUAAUGGGAAGACGUGUUUAGAGAAUGUCCAAGCUGCCAUGGUAGAAUUGUUUGGUGACUAUGCAGCAACCUACUCUGUCAAUGUGCAACAAUCAUCUUCUGAUUCAUCUUCUGGUAGCCAACCAGAUGUGCCUCUUGUCCAGUCUCAUACCACAAUUGGUAGACCUCAAAAUAUGUUAAAGAACAAACUAAAAAGGUGGUGGAAGCUAAAUAGUGAGAGGUUUCCUACUCUCUCCAAAAUGACAAGGGAUAUCCUAGCAGUUCCUAUUUCCACUGUUGCCUCAGAAAGUACAUUUAGUACUAGUGGGAGGGUAUUAGAUGCAUUUAGGAGUUCUUUAACUCCUAAAAUUGUGGAGGCCUUAGUAUGUGCACAAGACUGGAUGAGGUUAUCAAAUCAACCAGUUAAGGUUGAGGAAAAUAUUGAUGAUGUUGAAAAGAUUGAACAAGGCUUGGCUACUGGAAUAAGUCGAUUUGGAAUCACAGGAUCUGGGGUUGCUGUCUUUACUGAUUUGGCUAUGAUGAUGCUUCCACCAUUGUCUGAAAUGGUUUUGGGUUGGAAGAUCAUGAAAGAUGAAGGCUGA
Ipomoea nil (Japanese morning glory) is the source of this 2052-nucleotide messenger RNA. Its product is annotated as zinc finger BED domain-containing protein RICESLEEPER 3-like. Bases 1 to 2052 code for a protein of 683 amino acids. Gene Ontology annotation, molecular function: protein dimerization activity; DNA binding. Lineage: Eukaryota; Viridiplantae; Streptophyta; Magnoliopsida; Solanales; Convolvulaceae. The record is from RefSeq and is a predicted model, not a curated record. The transcript has 11 exons.